Gloeophyllum trabeum ATCC 11539 is the source of this 961-nucleotide messenger RNA. Its product is annotated as NAD P-binding protein. The record is from RefSeq and is a predicted model, not a curated record. The transcript is spliced from 6 exons. NCBI's taxonomy places the organism in Eukaryota, Fungi, Basidiomycota, Agaricomycetes, Gloeophyllales, Gloeophyllaceae. The coding region runs from base 96 to 896 and encodes 266 amino acids. Gene Ontology annotation, molecular function: oxidoreductase activity, acting on the CH-OH group of donors, NAD or NADP as acceptor.
CCAGCAUGAGCGUUGUAACUGCAGAAUUUCCCCGUUUCUCAAACACUCUCGUAUUCGACUAGCUCACCUCCACCGCUUCAGCCCAAGUAUUCACCAUGCCGUCCUACGCUAUUGUUGGUGCUUCUCGUGGCAUUGGCUUGGAGUUCGUUAAGCAAUUGAGCGCAGACCCGAAGAACGUCGUGUUCGGCCUUGUGCGCAACCCCGCGGGCUCGACGAAGCUCACCGAGAUCAAGGCCCCCAACGUGCAUGUUGUGAAGGCCGACAUUACCGACAGGAAGUCACUAGAUGCUGCAGCAGCUGAGGUCGCAAAGGUGACUGGCGGAAGCCUCGACGUCCUCGUCAACAAUGCUGCCCUCCUUCCCGAAGGCCGCACGCAGCGCAGCCUGGGUGGCUACGGCCCCGACGAGCAGGAGACGCUUGCAGAGGACCUCCGGGAGGCGUUCAACGUGAACGUUGUUGGUGUUGUGCACAGCAUCAACGCUUUCCUCCCGCUCCUCAAGAAGGGCUCCCUCAAGAAGGUUAUCACCCUCUCCACGGGUACUGCCGACGUCGACUUCACCCUCAAAGUCAACUUCCCGAUUACCGCCCCCUACUCCAUCUCCAAGGCCGCCCUGAACAUGGUCGUCGCGAAGUACGCCGUGGAGUACAAGAACGAGGGCAUCGCCUUCCUGGCUAUCAGCCCAGGCCUUGUAAACACCUCGGAGAAGCCUCCUUCACCUGAGGAACUCGAAGUCUUCAAGGCUCUAAUUGCUACCUUCCAGAAGGAUUACCCUCACUGGAACGGUCCUAUCACUCCCGAGGAGUCCGUGAAGUUGAUGUUGAAGGUCAUUAAUGGAUUCACCAUCGAGCAGACGGGAGCCUUCGUGUCGCACUACGGAAACAAGCAGUGGCUGUAAAUGGACUUCGGACAUCUUGCAUCAAGACAACGUUGUAAUAUAGCUGCAUAGUACAAAUAUAAUCG